GGGCCGAGCGGCGCCAUGCGGAGGCUGCAGGUGGUGCUGGGCCACCUGAAGGGCCCGCAGGGCCCGGGCCCAGAGCCGGCGCUGCAGGGCAGGCCGUGCUGGGGCGGCGCCCCGCGAGGCUCCCCGGCGGACGUGGUGGUGGUGCACGGACGGCGCACGGCCAUCGGCCGAGCGGGCCGCGGCGGCUUCAAGGACACCACCCCGGAUGAGCUGCUCUCGGCCGUCAUGACCGCGGUUCUCCGGGAUGUCCAUCUGAGCCCGCAGGAGCUGGGGGAUAUUUGCGUGGGAAAUGUACUUCAGCCGGGGGCCGGGGCAGUCAUGGCCAGAAUUGCCCAGUUUCUGAGUGACAUCCCAGAGACCGUGCCUUUGUCCACUGUCAAUAGACAGUGCUCAUCGGGGCUGCAGGCAGUGGCCAGCAUAGCUGGUGGCAUCAGAAAUGGGUCUUAUGACAUUGGCAUGGCUUGUGGGGUGGAGUCCAUGUCCCUGGCUGACAGAGGGAACCCAGGAAAUAUUACUUCUCGCUUGGUGGAUAAGCAGAAGGCCAGAGAUUGCCUGAUCCCAAUGGGGAUAACUUCGGAGAAUGUAGCUGAGCGCUUUGGCAUUUCACGGGAGAAGCAGGAUGCCUUUGCGCUGGCUUCCCAGCAAAAGGCAGCCAGAGCACAGCGCCAGGGCUGUUUCCACGCAGAGAUUGUGCCUGUGACUACCACAGUCCAUGACGACAAGGGCACUGAGAAGAGGAUCACUGUGUCCCAGGAUGAGGGGAUUCGCCCCAACACUACCAUGGAGGGCCUGGCCAAGCUGAAGCCUGCCUUCAAGGCGGGUGGCUCGACCACGGCUGGAAACUCAAGCCAAGUGAGUGAUGGUGCAGCUGCCAUCCUACUGGCCCGGCGGUCCAAGGCAGAAGAAUUGGGCCUUCCCAUCCUGGGGGUCUUGAGAGCCUAUGCCGUGGUUGGAGUUCCGCCUGAUGUCAUGGGCAUUGGACCUGCCUGUGCCAUCCCUGUAGCUUUACAAAAAGCAGGGCUGACCAUAGAUGACGUGGACAUCUUUGAGAUCAAUGAGGCUUUUGCGAGCCAGGCUGUCUACUGUGUGGAGAAGCUAGGACUCCCCCCUGAGAAGGUGAACCCUCUGGGGGGUGCAGUGGCCUUGGGUCAUCCACUGGGCUGCACCGGGGCUCGACAGGUGGUCACGCUGCUCAACGAGCUGAAACGCCGCGGGAAGAGGGCAUACGGAGUGGUGUCCAUGUGCAUCGGGACAGGCAUGGGAGCCGCUGCUGUUUUUGAGUACCCCGGGAACUGAGUGAGGCCCCAGGCUAGAGAUGCUGUCAGCGAGGAAGCGACACUACAAAAGUGGGGCCGCGUGGGAAGGCUCGGCGCUGGUGGUGGUGGUAGCAACAGGCAAAUGAAGGCACGUCACCUCGUUUGGGAAAUGUGGACACUGAUGACGGCCCGGGGGGGCCAGAGUCGUCCCGGACCACCCGGGUCUCAAGGCCGCCCUGUCAUCCCGGGGGAGGGGCUCGCGGCUGAGGGCGCCGCAGGUGCAGCAGUAAAUGAGUUCCCACCGCGGGGUGCGCGUGCUCCUUUCCGAGGGCCGCCA
Molecule: messenger RNA, 1593 nt
Organism: Talpa occidentalis (Iberian mole)
Lineage: Eukaryota; Metazoa; Chordata; Mammalia; Eulipotyphla; Talpidae
Gene: ACAA1
Product: acetyl-CoA acyltransferase 1
Exons: 12
Coding region: 16-1296 (426 amino acids)
Biological process (GO): phenylacetate catabolic process; fatty acid beta-oxidation
Cellular component (GO): peroxisome
Molecular function (GO): acetyl-CoA C-acyltransferase activity
Source: RefSeq, a predicted model, not a curated record